UUCAGGGUUAAGCCUGUAGUAAGACGCAGGCAGUUGACUUGAACUGUACUUAACUUAAAGAAGGAAACGUAGAGUACUGCUCUAAUAUGAAUAAGUUACUAUUUGUAUUUUUGGUGGGAAUAGUUCUCUCAGGAGACCUGGAGAAGGACAAGGACUUGAUCAGCCUGGAGAAAACUAACCCCAUGGUUCAUACCAUCUCAAGAUCGGAUCUAGAGGACCUGGAGGAGAAGACCAUGAAGGUGGAGAUGGUCGGACCUUGGGAGGUUGUUGAGGUUCUAGAGACUGAACCUCUUGCUCGUGGAGAUGAGGUUGAAGGAUCUGGAAAAGAGCAGGAGGAGGAGGAGGAGGAGGAGGAGACCUUAGAACUACUUGAAGAAGUCGAAGAUGAUGAUGAUGAGGACCAUGAGGAGGAAUCUGAUGAUGAGGAAGAACAUGAAAAUGAGGAACGCGCUGAUGAGGUUAAAACUGAAGAAGACAAAGAAGUAGAGGAAGAAGCAGAAGAACAAACCGAAGAAGAUAAUGAUGCCGCUGGACGUGCUGAAGAAGCAGAAGAUGAAGCAGAAGAAGAAGUAGAGGAAGAGGCUGGGGAAGAAGCAGAAGAAGAAGCAGAAGUAGGAGUAGAAGCAGAAGAUAAUGAUGAUGAAGACAGUGAUGAGGCUGCCGAACGUUCUGAAGAGACUGAGGACAACGAAGAAGAAUCUCUAGAAGAAGAAAGCGAAGAAGAAUCACAGGAGGAAGCAUCUGAAGAAGAAGGAAGCGGUGAGGAGCGUAAGGAAGAAACAGUUUCUGACGUUCCAAUCAUUGAAGAAUAAUUUCUGACGC
This is a messenger RNA of Eurytemora carolleeae, 822 nucleotides long. RefSeq names its product glutamic acid-rich protein. The coding region runs from base 87 to 812 and encodes 241 amino acids. Lineage: Eukaryota; Metazoa; Arthropoda; Copepoda; Calanoida; Temoridae. The transcript has 2 exons. The record is from RefSeq and is a predicted model, not a curated record.